UUCAUUUGACAAAAGAUUGCCUUGGAGGAGUGAUCAACAAUAUACCUCCUUUAUGACAGUCUACAUACACAGCUGUUAAGUAAACAUGGCAAAUACAACAGAAGUCGUGACUAUUACAAUGGAAGUGUUUACAUGUGUUAACGACAGUAGUGGUAUGUGCGAUAACAGUACCGAGACACCAGACGGUGACGUCACGACUUUAACUGGAUGGGAUAUAGCGUUACGUGUUCUGUACGCGCUCAUCGGCUCUUCGGGAAUCCUCGGAAAUGGACUCGUGUGUUUUGUGUUUAUCAGCAAACGCAAAUCAUUCAGCUCCAUUACGAAUCUAUUGAUUUUGAAUCAAUCCAUGAUUGAUUUCUUCGAUUCGAUCGUUUUUCUGCUGAUUCGCUUCGGGCCGGUCGUCUUGUCCGACGAAGUAAGUGCUUGGGAUGAAUUCGUUUGCCGCUUUUGGCUGUCCGAAUAUUUAAUGUGGGUUUUAUUCAUCGCGUCGACUGUGAACUUGGUGUUCGUCUCGCUGGAGCGAUACCUGGCGAUAUGCCACCCAGUAAAACACAGGAAUUUCUUGACAAAACGAUUGGCUAAGCUCGGCAUGGCGCUAGUGUGGUUGAUCGGCCUGACUUAUCAGUCAUACUGGCCGGCCAUACAGUUCUACACUCUGGGGACGUGCUACCCAAGCUGGCCGAGUGUUAUCCUACAGCGAACUAUGGGUGUUGUGCUCUUCCUGUGUGAGUUCUUACUCCCUCUGUCUGUGAUGACGUUCUCCUACGUCAAAAUCAUCAUCGCGCUAAGCGGGCGUGGUAAGAUGAACUGUAAAACUACGAACACCUUUCAGAAGGCGAAGAAGAAUGUCACUACUACCCUUUGCCUCGUCUUCAUGUCUUACGUAAUCUGCUGGACACCGACCGAAUUCACUUUCUUGCUCUUCAACCUUGGACGGGACUAUGACUUCUCUAGCACCACACACCAGAUCGUCACGCUACUUGUCCUAUGCAAUAUGUGCGUAAACCCCUUCAUCUACGCCUUCAAAUAUGACCAUUUCAAGAAACACGCCAAAGCGAUGUUUUGUAGAUGUUGCCGUGGCAACAGAGUGGAUGUUGAGAACUCAUUAGCAACACUGGAACCACCGGCUGUGUCAUCCCACGUACCCUGAACUUUGACCUUUGAUAGGUUAGCUGAUCUAGGGGUCAACGAAACCUGACCUCCUUCCAAACUUAUUAAAACUCAUUAUUUUGAUGCCUAACUUUCACAGACAACGAAAUUAAUUGAACCUUUUGGUAAUAAUAGUGUUUCCCUUCUUGUGUGUUUUGUGAUUUUCCAGAGCAAUUUAUCUGACAAUCUUUACAGAAUUGUUUUUUGCUAACAAAGCAGUUGCUCCCAGUGUAAGCACUUUAUGCAAUCCACCAUCCAUUACAUACAUACACUGACAAGUUUGAGAUCGAUCAGCCGAAAAAAAAGUGAAAAACAGAGA
Messenger RNA from Asterias rubens (European starfish), 1468 nucleotides. Its product is annotated as galanin receptor type 3-like. The transcript has a single exon. The coding region runs from base 86 to 1150 and encodes 354 amino acids. The record is from RefSeq and is a predicted model, not a curated record. Gene Ontology annotation, cellular component: membrane. NCBI's taxonomy places the organism in Eukaryota, Metazoa, Echinodermata, Asteroidea, Forcipulatida, Asteriidae. Gene Ontology annotation, biological process: G protein-coupled receptor signaling pathway. Gene Ontology annotation, molecular function: neuropeptide Y receptor activity.